This is a messenger RNA of Rotaria sp. Silwood2, 1533 nucleotides long. The record is from the annotation of a GenBank genome assembly. Lineage: Eukaryota; Metazoa; Rotifera; Eurotatoria; Philodinida; Philodinidae.
AUGGUUGAUGUUCUUUAUUCACUUGUGGAUGUCAAUGAACGAUUGAAUCAAUUAAUAUUUGAUCCUUUUUAUGUUCUUAAUCUGGAUAUGACAAUGAAAUCAUCGUAUGAUGAUACUUUUUCGAUAUCUGAUAAAGUUCUUGAUAGAAUAUGUAAAAAUGUCUUACCUCGAAUUCAUCAUCAUGUGAAUAAACUUACUGUUGAACCACAUUCAUUAAAAUAUAUUCUUCGUAAUUUCAAUAUUUAUCCUCAACUCUUCUCGUUAUCAUUUAUUAAUUUUCAAGAAGAAAUACUUUAUCAAUAUUUAACAGGUGAUUCAAGUCUUCAUCGUCUUCUCACAGAACAAAUUACACAUCUUAAUAUUCUUAUUCAAAAUGAGAUAAUACCAACAUUUUUUGAAACUUUAUCAGAUGUAUUCAUAUUGAUUUUAUCUUCAUGUAAACGAUUAAUCAGUUUGGAUUUUUUUCAAUUAUUUCCUGAUCAAAUGUGGUCAGGUAACAUUUUUACUCUACCAUCAACAAGUUAUACGUCUUUAACUUUGACUCAAUUAAAAAUUAAUGUCAAAACUUUUCAUGCUUGUCUUUAUCUUCUUGAUGGACGUCUCCAUAAUUUAUCGACCUUAAUUAUUAAUGUGUCAAAUAUCUCUCGUACAUUAUCAAAUAUAGAUAAAAUACAAAAAAUUCCCAAAUUGAAAUAUUUUUCAUUGACUUCUCUUGAUGAUACAUAUAAUUAUGAUGAUGAAAUUAUUCCAUUACUCCAUCGUAUGAUGAAUCUUGAAGAAUUGAUGUUAUGUUUAUCGAUAAUAAGAGUUGACUUACCUUAUAUUGAUGGUACACAUUUACAUGAAGAAAUUCAAAGUCAUAUGCCACGAUUAAACAAAUUAAUUUUUAGUAUAAAUACAACUAUUGUCAAAAACAACAUUAACAUUAAUUUUCCAUCUAAUGAAGAUAUUCAACGUACUUUUAUCGAAAGAGGAUAUCAACAAGUUGGUUCAUAUGUUGAUUCUACAGUACAAGAAGGUCAAGGAAGAUGUCACGUUUAUUCACUUCCAUAUCAAUUCGAAAAUUUUCUUCAUCUUAAUAAUUCUUUUCAAGGUGGUACGUUUAAUAAAGUUCGAUACUUAACUAUGACUGAUGACCGUCCUUUUGAACAUGAAUUUUUUAAAAUCAUGUCACAAAAUUUUCCUUUUCUCAAAACCUUAUCGAUAUGCAAUAAAAAACCACAAAAAAAUAAGCAACAUUCGUCAAAAUUGAUUAAAUUUCCUCAUCUUACUACUCUCAAUUUGAAUCUAGCACAUAUAAACUAUGGUAAACAAUUUCUUUUGGAACAAAAUACUUAUCUACCUUGUUUGUCGAUUCUUAAAAUCAGAUACAAAACACUUACAAAAAUAACAAAGAACUUUACCAACAAUGCAGCACGUCUCAAUUGUAACAAAUUAAGAUAUCUGCAUAUGAAUGGAUUUGAUCAUCUUCCAUCGAAUUUUCAUCACUAUUUUCCUUCAUUAAAAUCAUAUUUUGGUUACAUUUUUAUUUAA